AUGAGUACUUCCACCAGGAAGCCCAACACUUACCUCCGUGGACGACCGACUGGUCGGUUGGGCCGUUACAAUGGAUGGCUCCCGGCUCGUCCAGAAGUUUACGCUGAGUUCAUCAAGCACCACCGCCAGGUCGGGAAGGAGCGACGCCGCGCCAGAGCCCAGCAUCUUCCGGUUGUCCAGCAGUUCGCGGACACCAUCAACAACGAUCCAGAAAUGUCUGUGUUGAUGGAUCAAAUCUUCCUCCAGGCUGCCAAGCCUCCCAACCUAGACACCGUCGACAACCUCGACGAGUUGCUCUACGCCAUGGAUGCCAUCGUCGUUGCGGCGCCCAAGUUCUACAACGCGAAGGACGAGAACGGCAACAUCAUAGGUGAACCCAUCGGUGUUCCCAUGUUGCUGCUUUUCGAUCUCCUCAGCAACACUGCAGCUGCGUACGAUCUCUUCCGUAAGCCUGCUUUCAACGACGCCCUCAAGGCGGUCCUCGACGAAUGGGGUCGCUACCUGACCACCACUGAAUCAAGCAACGUCCUUAACAACUCUGAAGAAGGGUGGUUUGGGGACGUCGCGCUGGCCAGUCUCGAGGCCGGACGCGGGGACUUCAAUUCCACCUACGUCUGCCCCGACCCCAACGCUGUUAGUCGGGGCUUCCAAUCCUGGGACGCGUUCUUCACCAGAGAAGUACAACCGCAAGCCCGUCCUGUCGACGCGCCCACCGAUAAAUCCAUCAUUCACAACGCAUGCGAGUCGACCACUUAUAACAUCGCCUACGAAGUCAAAAAGCACGAUCAGUUCUGGCUCAAGGCGCAGAAGUACUCCUUGUACGACAUGCUGAACAAGGACGACCAGAUGGCUGACAAGUUCGUCGGUGGAACUGUCUAUCAAGCGUUCCUCAGUCCUCAGGACUACCACCGCUGGCACGCCCCCGUUGAUGGAACCGUCGUCAAGACCGUCCAGGUUCCAGGCACCUACUACGCUGUUCUCCCUGACGCCGGUGCGGAAGAGGACGACCCCGAUCUCCAGCCCGGUGAUCCCCACGGCGCCUUGAUUCGUUCGCAAGGCUAUUUGAACGUGUCCUCCGCUCGCUCUCUCAUUUACAUCCAGGCCGAUAACCCCGACAUUGGCUUGAUCUGCUUCAUCGGCAUUGGUAUGGCAGAAGUCUCCACUUGCGAGAUUAUCGUCGAGGAAGGCCAGAAGGUCAAGACUGGUGACCAGAUCGGGAUGUUCCACUUCGGUGGCUCGUCCCAUUCUAUCAUCUUUGGGCCCCAGUCCAAGGUCACCUUCGCGGACGUCAUCGAGGUCGACAAGCACAACUUGGUCAACUCUAUCCUUGCUCAAGUUGCCAAGGCGUAG
Messenger RNA from Coprinopsis cinerea okayama7#130, 1350 nucleotides. RefSeq names its product phosphatidylserine decarboxylase. Gene Ontology annotation, cellular component: mitochondrion. Gene Ontology annotation, biological process: phosphatidylethanolamine biosynthetic process. The transcript has 3 exons. The record is from RefSeq and is a predicted model, not a curated record. Gene Ontology annotation, molecular function: phosphatidylserine decarboxylase activity. Bases 1 to 1350 code for a protein of 449 amino acids. NCBI's taxonomy places the organism in Eukaryota, Fungi, Basidiomycota, Agaricomycetes, Agaricales, Psathyrellaceae.